UAUCAGAGUUCCUAACAACUGACAUUAAAACGAAGCGUGAUGUAAUACAAUAGUCUCACCCAAAGGUGAGAGUCUGCUGUAAUUAUAAAAAUACCUAUAAUAGAAGCAAUUACAUGAAGUGACAGCGGCAAAGAUGUAUAAAAGGCCUACUAGUCCAUUUGUAUUUUCUUCUCUUCUCGAGGUCCGGACUGGACACGACAAUCGAACACCUGUCACCAGAACAGAUUUCACCAUGAAGAUAUUUUAUAUCCUUUGCGCUUGCGCAGUUGUGUCUGCCGCCCCUAACCCCGAUGUUACCAAAGAACAGCUGCACGACUAUCCAGUAGUGAGGCUUUUGUUGGCGAAGCAGACUGGUCCGCAUCAUGUAGAGAAACGUUUGUUUGGUGAUGUAUUUGAAGUUGUUAGUUCAGCUGUUGAAGAUGCUGGUUCUGCAGUCGGUCAGGCUGCUACGUCAACAGCCGACGCGGUCGGUAAUGCAGCUAAUGAUGUUGCAGGUGACGUAGAGUCAGUGGCCAAUGAUGUUAGUAAAGCUGUUGUAGGUGGCGUAGAGUCAGUGGGCAAUGAUCUUGUUGAUGGAGCUAAAGAUGUUGUAGGUGGCGUAGAGUCAGGAGUCAAAAAUCUUGGUAAAGCAGGUGAAUCAGUUGUAGGUGGUUUCGGGGGAUCUGUCGAAAAUGUUGGUCAAGCGGUUACUUCUGACAGCCUGGAAGAAGCCCUUCAGAACCUCGGUGAGGCGGCGGAAUCUGCUGCAGGAGGUGUUGAGGACGGAGCCGGACAUUUCGCCGAAGCAGUUGAAGACGCAGAGGGUGUUGCGUUAAGAAUGCAAAACUUCACUAAAGCAGGAAAAUAUUUGGUUGGAGGUGCGACUUCAGUGUGUCGCUACCUGGUUCAGAAAGCACGGGCCGGUCUGAAAGAAGUUGUAAAUGAAGUGAAGGAUUCCGCUCCAUCAGUUCCAAUCGAAGGCAAAGCAGCAGCUUUGGCAGAAAAACAUAUGGAGAAGCUCAUAGCAUCGGGAGCCCUGGGUCAGACCACUGUAAAAAGGUGUCGAGCAGUCCUACUAACAUUCGUGACAGGCUAAGCGAAGGACUGAAGCUGUGCUAAACAGGUUGCAGUCAGUCCAAUCUUCAUAUAACUGCUGAUGACGAGAGACAGUCCGGAUUUCUCCUCACAUUAAAAGUUUCUCCCCAAGUUUCUAAAGACCCAAAGUGCUACUCGUAGUCACUUUUUCUUUAAACUCGGAACUUUUGAUUGUUUCAAUUAAUUCAACUUCAAACACAGAGAAAAGAGUAAAGAAUCUGAAAAAAGUGA
Messenger RNA from Pomacea canaliculata, 1305 nucleotides. RefSeq lists its product as uncharacterized. NCBI's taxonomy places the organism in Eukaryota, Metazoa, Mollusca, Gastropoda, Architaenioglossa, Ampullariidae. The transcript has 4 exons. The coding region runs from base 134 to 1075 and encodes 313 amino acids. The record is from RefSeq and is a predicted model, not a curated record.